Molecule: messenger RNA, 510 nt
Organism: Lactuca saligna
Lineage: Eukaryota; Viridiplantae; Streptophyta; Magnoliopsida; Asterales; Asteraceae
Source: the annotation of a GenBank genome assembly
AUGCUCAGAGAUGCCUUGAGCAAUGGUGGCCAGAAUCAUUGUGGAGGCAUGGUUUCUAUUAUAACUGAACAUCUUGGCCUCCAUUUACCCAACAAUCCAACCAAUAUAAUUUCGGGUCGUACUCGUUUAUCACUUGAAGUUAUGGACAUGCACCUCUUUCACCACAAUUCCAAUGGGGAUGUUCAUUGGACUGUCGAUGGUAAAGAAUAUCUACGCAUCGACAACCGAAAUAAGAAGAUAUUAGCCUUGGCCAAUGACAUCCAAUCCACCAAUUGGCACCUCCAGUCCAACUUGGGUGUUACUGCAACCCGUAGACCUCCGACCACCAUUCCUAAUCCUCUUGUUCCAACUACAACUGCAGGUGCUUCCAGCUUAUCUCGCCUUAUUCCUUUUCCUGAGCACAACCUUUAUAUGGGUGAAUUUGCAUGCUUAGACCACUAUUACACGAGCUUACAGCAGGAGAUAGGAGAUAUUUACAUUGGCGUUGCUGAAAACACUUCGAAAUUUUAG